GUUGCAGCAGCAACGACGAACACAGUGGGUCAGAGAACCAAUCAAAACACUGCGUUUUUGCGCAUUUGCAAUAUAUUCAUAUACAACAACUGUGCCGCUUGCCUAGCAUAAUGUCUAGGGUUUAUUUACUGCCGGUGGCAGUCUUUCUAAUAUUCCAGGUGACAUUCCUGGGCACUUAUAUUGUGGCUGUUCUCGAAGGACAUGUGGUGCCCACAGUGCCGUACAUCAGUGAUGCAGCCACCUAUUCGCCUGAAAGCUGCAUAUUUGGUCAAUUAAUUAACAUCGGCAGUGUGCUAUUGGGAAUCACCAUUUAUAUACGCUAUCGCCAUGUGUUGCAAUUGUGCGAACAUAAUCCGGAACUGGGCAGCGUCGUGCUACGUCACAAUCGCUGGGCCUUGUGGUUCGGCAUGUUGUCCUGCCUGGGCAUCAGUUUCGUGGGCAACUUCCAGGAGACGAAUGUGCGGAUUGUGCACUUCAUUGGGGCCUUCUGCUGCUUUGGCUGUGGCACGCUCUACUUCUGGAUGCAGGCCCUCAUCACAUACAUGAUUGUACCCAUGGCGGGCACUCGUUUGUCCGCCCAUCUUCGACUGGGAAUGUCCGUUUGUUGCACCAUCCUGUUCAUCAUGCUGGCGGUGACUGGAGUGAUGUCGCACAUUCUCUUCAAUGGACAAAAUCCACGUCAAUGGUAUCCUUCGGAUGGCGGCUGGUAUUAUCAUGUGAUUAGCUCCAUUUCGGAAUGGAUUAUUGCCACGAUCUUUAGCUUUUUCAUAUUGAGUUUCACGCCCGAGUUUCGCGAUGUUUCGCUGGAUCAUCCGCAGAUCUCGCUGCUAUCAUACUCAAUGACUGUAUAGAAAUCUAUGUGAUGAUGAUAAUUAUGAACACUAUAUAAAGUUCUUCAAUGUCGAUAUGGAUUGCCAUUAAGCUUUGCUGCACUCCAAAAAAAAGAAGAAAAAUUACAAUACAAAAAAAAAAACAGAAUACGUUAAACAAAAUCAAUCUAAUCAAUCGUAUUGUCUAAGGCCCAACAAUUAAUCCAUGUGUAUGUAGAAUAGCGAGUAUCCGUAUAGUUAAAUAUAACUUGGAAACUGUUCAUUAUUGUAUAUAUGAAACCAUGGCGACAAAGGAUUACUUAAUGCCCAGCAGCUAUAUAGAGAGUAUACAAAGGGUUCAAUGACAUGUGACAAAGACACUUUCGAAUUCGUUCAAGUAAAUGUGUCUUUGGUUGAUAAAAUCUAAAAUUUACGAAUUCUUUGAGAAGCUCUCUGUCGGUCUAUCUCUGAUAACUACAUAAGUUUGAGGAUCCUAAGCAGAUGCACUAUGUAAUAUUCAUUUUAAAGCUACAACACCAUCUAUAGUAUAUAUCCCAUAGCGGAUAUAACUUACAAAUUGUACAACGAUCGCAUAAUAAACUUGCAAGAAGCAAUACAUUGUAAUUACUUUA
Messenger RNA from Drosophila nasuta, 1441 nucleotides. RefSeq names its product DNA damage-regulated autophagy modulator protein 1. The record is from RefSeq and is a predicted model, not a curated record. The coding region runs from base 111 to 851 and encodes 246 amino acids. The transcript is spliced from 4 exons. Lineage: Eukaryota; Metazoa; Arthropoda; Insecta; Diptera; Drosophilidae.